This is a messenger RNA of Thermothielavioides terrestris NRRL 8126, 2544 nucleotides long. RefSeq lists its product as uncharacterized. The coding region runs from base 1 to 2544 and encodes 847 amino acids. Gene Ontology annotation, biological process: regulation of DNA-templated transcription; telomere maintenance via telomere lengthening. Lineage: Eukaryota; Fungi; Ascomycota; Sordariomycetes; Sordariales; Chaetomiaceae. Gene Ontology annotation, cellular component: shelterin complex. The transcript has 6 exons. The record is from RefSeq and is a predicted model, not a curated record. Gene Ontology annotation, molecular function: telomeric repeat DNA binding.
AUGGCCGCGCCGACAGUGUACGAGGGAGUACACGGGAAGUGCGUGGGCUCGCUCUUCAAUGGAAUUAAGUUCUGGGUUUCUAUGCGGGUCCCAUUACGGAGCAUGCUGACCUCGCGGAAGGACAAUGGCGGCAACAUCGUCCUCCUAGAAAAACACGCCGACGUCUUGAUUGCCGACCACGCCAGGAAAGAUACUCCCGCUGGUUCCGUUUCGUGGAAGUAUGUCGAAGACUCGGUGGCCAAGGGCGAGCUCUUAAACAUCGAAGAUUACCAGAUAUGCCACACGGCCCCGCGGACGCGCAGUUGUCCCCUUGCAUCUGCUCAUCCCUCCCAGUAUCCGCAGCACAGCUGGCAAUCAUGGCGAACCAAAUGGGUCAAGAACAUGGCCCUACUGCGAGAGGAGCUGUUACCGAAGCCUCUGCCGGAUCUGUUUCCUCCCGGAGGGCCACCGGCCAACGGCCCGCCAACCGCGGCUCAGGAAAGUAAAAGUCGUGCCGCUGCGCGUGCCCCGACCGCCCAAUUUGCUGAGAUACAUCCUCAGCUAGCGUCAGGAGCUCGGGCGAGCCCGCGCGAAUCCGAGGAUCUCUCGGAUGCUCCUACGGAAAGAGUCCGCUUCACCGCCGAGGACGACGAGAUUCUCAUGCAGUAUGUGCGUAAAUGUGUCCAGGCGGGCCUGAAACCAAAGGGCAACAAUAUAUAUAUCGACUUGGAGAAUAAGAGGCCGCUCAAAUCUGCGGCGGAGUCUUCGGAGUCCGAGAAAGAGCCUGGCCGUUCUCCACACACCUCAGCGCCAGCAAAGCCGUCUGAGCCCGAGUCCCAAAGGCAAGACUCGCCGCUUCGUGCGGAUGCAACCUCGGCCAACGGCCGGCCGACUGCGCGGGAAAGCACCCCGCCGGUGCUGACGAUGAACGAGUUCUGGACUUCCCUCCACCAAUUCAACGAGGUUGCUGGUUCCGAGCCGAAGCCAUGGGUGCAGAUCGGGCAGCGCUGCGUCGAUCUCUGGGACCUGUGGCGGUUUGCCACCGAGGAGCCGCACCACGCGUCUCGCGACUGGGAGGCCAUCUCGGAGAAGCUGGGGUUUGACUGGAUCGUGCAGCCCGAGGUGCCAGUGCAUGUGCGAACCGCUUUUGAGAAGCAUCUUUUGGAGUUUGAGAAUGUUCUGCGCGAGUUUGAGGGGUUUAGAAAGGGUGAGAGCGGCGAUUCGCAGGGGGACGAGGAGGAGGAAGGGGAAGGGGAAGAGAAGGAGGACGAGGGGGAGGAUGAUGAAGAGGAGGAGGAGGAGGAUGCUGUCAACCAUGUCAAUGGCCGCGAUACAGCCCCUCAACCCUCAGACAUCGCCUUCGCUUCUUCUCCCCCUAUCCUUGGGUUGAAAAGGGGUAGGGGUUCCUCCGCUGCCUUCUGGCAUAGCCCAAUCAGCAAGCGGCCGCGUCGCGAUCCGAGCAGCGAGAUCCCCUGCACGCCCGAGGGCCGGCAUCAACAGGACGGCCAAGCAGCCGCGGCCGCUGCCGUCUGGGAGUCUCCUGCCAGAGCCCCGCGCGUUGUUCAAGGGGGCGAGCGGCCGAAUAACGAUGAAGAGGAGGAACUGGAAGAGGAGGAGGAAGAAGACGAGGAAGUGGAGGAAGUGCUGACCCCCUCGCGGCAGUUGCAACUGGAAGUCGAAGCAGCGUCUCCUGACCUGGGCUCCGCCGGGAACAUCGCGAUCACUUCCUCCCGAACCAGCCAGCCUCUCUCCUUUGCUCAACGCGACGACAGCGACGCGAUCGACAGCAACUCGAGCUCCUCGAGCGACGGUUUUGAAGCCAUAAGCGAGCUCCCACGCAGGACGUCUGGAAACAUGAGAGCAGCCCCUCAUCACGAUAACCCCUCUCGACGGACAUUGCCAGCCUCAUGGUCUACUGGAAACAUGAGAGCAGCCCCUCAUCACGAUAAACCCUCUCGACGGACAUUGCCAUCCUCAUGGUCUACUGUCAAAGGCAAGCAACCAGCUAAUUCUCGUACCCCGAGCGCCACGCCUGCGCCGGCGCCCUGUCCUCCCUCCUCCACUACUGCCAAAGGCAAGCAACCAGCUAGUGCGCCUACUCCCAGCACCACGACUGCUCGGACGCCGGCGCCAACACCCUCCAACCGGGAGCUCGUAAUCCAGCGCUACCUCUCCCAGCAGGCCGACUUCGCCCCGGCACUCGACCGGGAGGCGUACCGUCUCCUGGUCCAGCAGGCGGUCGCGGCAGCGACGUGCGAGAACCGCAGCACGAGCGUGGCGCUGCGGAGCCUCGUCGCUGGGGGGCCGAUCCCGGCGGACGCGCCCGGCGUCUGGACGGCCGAGGACGACCGGCAGCUGAGGUACAUCGGGCCGCACGUCGACGGCCUGCGAGGCUCGCUGGUGUUUGGGCGCGAGGACCGGGCGCCCUUUGGCGGCGACGAGCGGGCGUGGGCUCUGUUCUGGCAGCUGGCUAAGAAGCAUGGUGCCGAUCGGGUGCUGCGGCGGCGCGAGUGGUUGAAGGCGUGGGAUGCUGUUGCUCCGUCUGGCGAAGCUGAGGGUGUCUGA